AUGGCGCGUGACAUAGACGACGACGCAUACAUUGCAGAACUGCUGAAGCAAGAUGCAAAGAAGGCGACAAAAACAUAUGAGCUUGUUGGCAUCGAUGCCUUCAAUCCGAGGAGGAUGAACUCUCGCGCGCCGAGACCGAACAAGGGCUUUUUGCAACACCUCAUUCGUCAGACUGAUAGCCACAACGCUGCGCUCCUUGCCAAAGAGGCUGAGGAGUCACGCGCUCGGCUGAGGAAGAUGAAUCGAGAUCAGAAAAGGGCGAGAGAGUGGGAGGAGGGCAAUGGCGGAAGCGCUGGGGGACGACUGACCCCAGUAGCAAGCGAUAACAAUGUGCGCAGCACAACACCGAGCAGAAGACGAGAUCGUAGUGAGGACGAAAGUAGGCACAAGAGAAGACGCGGAGAGCGGGAUCGGGAUGGUUCGGCAAGCGCUUCAUCUCAUCGGCAUCGAGAUAGAAGUAGAGAUGGGCAUCGACGUAAGAGGAGACAUGAUAGUGAAGAGGAAGACCGCUCCCAACAGAAACGGAGACGGUCAAGGUCACCCCGGGACAAAUCGCGCAAAGGCAAAUACAGCGAAGAGCAAGAACGUUGGAAACCCCGGAGGAGAGACUACAACGACGGCAGGCAUAGAAGGCAAAGGUCGCACUCCAGAACAACCUCACCAUCACGGUCACGGUCACGGUCACCACAACGUGAAAAGCAUGGGAAGCGCGAUAGGCAUCGAGACCGGAUCCGUUCUCGGAGCCCAAGGAGAAAUCACAUCACCCCCAACUCGCACAAAGACGACCGACGUUCCAAUAGUCGAACCGCCACCCCAGCAUCCGACUCCGACCCUCUCGAAGCCAUCGUCGGCCCACUUCCACCACCUCCCGAGCCCACCGUACGCUCCAAAGGACGUGGUGCGUACAAAGCAAACAAUAUGGGUAUCGAAUCGCGCUUCUCGUCCACUUACGAUCCCUCUACAGACGUCCGCGCAAACUCCGAUGUGGAAGACGAUUGGGGCGAUGCUCUGGAAGCGUUGCGCGACCGUGCUCGCUGGCAGCAACAAGGCGCCGAUCGACUCAAGGCUGCCGGCUUCACAGACGAGCAAGUAAAGAAGUGGGAGAAAGGAGAUACACAGAACGAGGAGGACGUGAUAUGGACAAAGAAGGGUCAGGCGAGGGAGUGGGAUCGAGGCAAGGUCUUGGACGAGGAUGGACACGUCGAGCUCAAAGCUGAUUUUGGGCGGCUCAAGUGA
This is a messenger RNA of Alternaria atra, 1236 nucleotides long. RefSeq lists its product as uncharacterized. Lineage: Eukaryota; Fungi; Ascomycota; Dothideomycetes; Pleosporales; Pleosporaceae. The transcript is spliced from 2 exons. Bases 1 to 1236 code for a protein of 411 amino acids. The record is from RefSeq and is a predicted model, not a curated record.